Molecule: messenger RNA, 1113 nt
Organism: Suricata suricatta (meerkat)
Lineage: Eukaryota; Metazoa; Chordata; Mammalia; Carnivora; Herpestidae
Product: translation initiation factor IF-2-like
Exons: 3
Coding region: 1-819 (272 amino acids)
Source: RefSeq, a predicted model, not a curated record
AUGGCGGGCACCUCUUCUAAGCCCUCUACGUUCACAAGCUCCUGUGAUUCCCCACAGAACUUCGGGACGGGCACUAGGAUUGUCACCCUUUUAUGGACGAGAAAGCAGAGGCACAGAGACGGACGGGGCCCCUCGACCCCACCCCACUCCCACCCCAAGCCACGAAUCUCAGACGCGGGACCACCUCCCGCGGCGUCCUCCCCGUGCCCGCCCGCCAGGCCCCGGCCACGUACCGCGCUCUCUGCGGCCAGAAAGCCCGAGCGACCCGCCGGAAGCCCAGGUAGGCCGAGCCCGCCCGCUUCCUCCGCCGCCACCGGCGUUUCACCAACCGCGACGCUCGCCGCGCGCUCCGGGCGCCGCCAUCUUCUCGCCCACGUGACCGGCCCGGACGGCACCAACGCCGCCCUAGGGGGAGUUCCCGUCAAAGUCCCCGCGGCGGCAGAGAGGUCUGGAAGCAUCAGUCGGCACCGGUGCCACAGCUCACACUUACACACCAUAUGGGGUCCAAGAACAUCCCUCAGACUGGGCCUUUGGCCCGAAGCCGGACCAGCGGGACGCCCCCCAGGAGCUGCGCACGAGCCUGGAGGGCGAGGACCUGGAGGGGCUGGACGUGCAGCUGGCCCUGGCCUGGCAGGGCGACGAGGACCCCGCCGCAGACCCGGGCCGGCCGGCCAUCACCUUCAAGGACCCGCCCACUCGGAGCUCCUUCUGGAGGCUGAACUGAGCCGGGCCCUGCCCUCUGGCCUGGGACCCGGCUUCGAACCCCUUUGGCAGUUGUGCAGACGGGACUCGUGUGCACAGAGUCCCUUGUUCCGCUGAUCUGUCCUGUCCUGGCACAAAACAUUCUCUCUCUUGGCUGCCGGAGUCCAGCGUUUGGUCGCUGGCACUUUCCCCCUGUUUCCCCCUCUUCCCCAGAGCCUAAUCCAGCCUGGCCUUCACCAAGAAGACUUUUUGAAAGUUGUAAUCAUGGUGGCCAACCCUGACCUAGUGCUCAGUACCCGCCUGCUCCUGUGUCCAGGGUCCUUUUCCGUGUAUUGUCUCAUUUGAUUCUCAUGGGCAGGACUUACUGCCCCCAUUUAACAGAUGGGAAAAUGGAGGCAGGAAGCCCAGAAA